Molecule: messenger RNA, 840 nt
Organism: Polypterus senegalus (gray bichir)
Lineage: Eukaryota; Metazoa; Chordata; Cladistia; Polypteriformes; Polypteridae
Product: pentraxin fusion protein-like
Exons: 4
Coding region: 1-840 (279 amino acids)
Source: RefSeq, a predicted model, not a curated record
AUGUCAGCGUUGUCCUACCCAACCGAGCUGAUUAUUUGUCCCUCUGUGGAAGUGGAGGUCUAUGGAGAAGCCAUCACUCCAGAGUGCAAACCUGAACCAAACGCCAUCAAUCUUGCUACACAAGGGAUUGCAGAACAGUCUUCUCACUAUGCACGUAAGGGAGAGCCAAACCUGGCCAUCGAUGGAAAAAGAAAUGGCACCUACAAUGAAGGGAGCUGCAGCCACACUGAGAUUGACUAUCCUGCUUGGUGGAGAGUCAAUCUGAAGGCCACCUACUCCAUCUCCACAGUGGUUAUCUACAACAGACAGGACUGCUGUGAUCAUAGACUGAUGGGGGCUGAAAUCCGAGUUGGUGACUCCCCUGAUGUCUCAACACACAUCAAAUGUGGCACAAUUGAAGGAACUUAUCCAGGAUCUAUUCAUACCAUCUGCUGUCAUGGAUUGAAAGGACAAUUUGUGAGUGUUGUCAUUCCUGACCAAUCUCAAUACUUGACCCUCUGUGAAGUCGAGGUCUAUGGAGAAGCAGUCAUCCCAGAGUGCAAACCUGCACUUAAUGCAAUCAAUAUUGCUAAACAGGGCACUGCAGAUCAGUCUUCUUACUAUUCAUACCUCGGCUCUCCAAGCCAUGCCAUAGAUGGGAAUAGAAAUGGUAUCUUCGGGAAGGGGAGCUGCACCCACACUCAGAAGGACACUCCGUCCUGGUGGAGAGUGAAUCUGAAAGCCACCUACGCUGUCUCUGCAGUGGUGGUCUACAACAGAGAGGACUGUUGUGACAAUAUACUGAUGGGGGCUGAAAUCCGAGUGGGUGACUUACGUGACGUCUCAAAGCAAGUGAAGUAA